CCAUAGCCUAACUGAGCUGUAGGUUCAGAGUAGUACCAGAGGUGAGUCAUGGGAUGGCAAUGAGGUCAUAAAAUGAGGCUCAGGUUCAGUCAUUAACAGUAACACGAGAAGGCAAAACUGAAAAGGAGAGGAAAGGGUGGCAGGUGUACAGUAUCAGGCAUUAGGGUGUGUGGGAAUGGGCAGGUAUUUGGUGCCAGGCCCCACUUCAACAGAAGCCGCAGGAGCUGCUGGGGAGAUAUGCUGCUUAGUAGCUAGGAUCUGAAAGCUCACAAUCACCUCCUACUAUCAAAAAGUAAGGAGCCAGGCCACUUCCUCACAAGGUCAACUGCUCGUACACUUUCCCUUCAUCUUACUUCACUCUCGAGAGCUCUUUUUAGACGACACAGUCAAGACAGACCGGCAGCUUGCGCAGCCUCCAGAAGGCCACCACCCUAAGAACCCUGGACCUCAAGUGAUGGGGCGCUGACCUGAAUUUCUUCUGAGACCAGAACUAUGAGUUCAAAACCAGAGGGGGCUUAGCUCAGCCUGACCGAGGAGCCAGCCUCGGGGUCCGGUCCCCAUCAAGUUCCCGGGGUAGGAAGGACUCCGCUCCGCCCUCCGAGAAGGCGCUUCCGGAAGGGGCGGGCUCUGCUCCGGGUCGCGGGGCGGCCGCCGCUAUGGCUGCUCGAGGGGUCGUGGGCAUUUUCUUGCUCUCUGCGCUCCCCCUUUUGUGUCUGGAGCUCCGGCGUGGGAUCCCGGACUUAGGAAUUAAAGAUCUCUUCAUGCUGUGUGGCCGAGUUUUCUUGCUGCUUGCUCUCCUUACUUUAAUUAUUUCCAUGGCUAACUCAUUGAUUAACUCAUUUAAAUCUUCCCAAGCUUAUCUGAAAGAAGAAGAAGAGAAGAAUGAGGAAAGACAAAAACUUGUGAGGAAAAAACAACAAGAGGCACAGGGUGAAAAGGCCAGCAGAUACAUAGAGAAUGUUUUAAAACCUCACCAGGAAAUGAGAUUGAAAAAACUGGAAGAGCACUUUUAUCAAAUGACGGGUGAAACCUGGAAGUUAAGCGGCGGUCACAAACUUGGGGGUGAUGAAGAAUUGGUGCUUGAAAACACAAGUCAGACAUCUUUUGAAACAACCAACAGACAAGCUGCAAAGAGGCGGAACUUGCCCAAGAUUCUAACCGAAGCUGAAGAUUCGACAUCUGCUGAACAGCCCUCCCAGAAACAGGUUCCUGAUUUACCUGAAGAACCUUCUGAAACAACUGAAGAAGUAGUUACUGUUGCUCUCCGAUGUCUAGGUGGGAAAGUCCUGAGGAGAAGGUUUUUUAAGUCUUGGAGUUCACAGGUCUUACUUGACUGGAUGAUGAAAAUUGGGUACCAUACAUCCCUAUAUGGCCUUUCCACAUCCUUUCCCAGAAGGCCACUAGAAGUGGAGCGAGAUAGGUCACUGGCGGAUAUAGGAAUAACCGUGGAUACUGUACUUAAUGUGGAAGAGAAAGAGCAGAGCAACUAGUAAAGAAAUGAAAACUACCUGUUCUACUUAAAAUCAGUUAUGCCAUGACCUUGACAGGACAAUAAAGGAUCCACGUUAAAAUCAUGCCAUACCUUGAUUGAGCUCAAGGCAGUGAACACUAAUGUUGUUAUCCAUGGAAAAAUAAUUGACAUAAAAUUUAAAAAAGAAUUGUUCUCUUUAUAUCAUGAUUUGUAGAAUGUGCCAUCUAUAAUGUACUGAAUAAGGUAAAAAAAUGUAUAUUAUAAGGGACAUAAUAAUUUAUAUUUUCCCACUUCAUAUCAUUUCUCAGUAUGUUAAAAACAGAGUUACGAAACAUUGUGCUGUGAAUGGAUAAUUAUGAAUGUAAUGCAUUCCACUAUUGUCAUGUAUGUAAAGAAAUUUUAAAAAAUCAAUUAAAAACUUAAAAAAAAAAAAAAAAAAC
This is a messenger RNA of Ictidomys tridecemlineatus (thirteen-lined ground squirrel), 1911 nucleotides long. RefSeq names its product UBX domain protein 8 (gene Ubxn8). The record is from RefSeq and is a predicted model, not a curated record. Gene Ontology annotation, biological process: ERAD pathway. Lineage: Eukaryota; Metazoa; Chordata; Mammalia; Rodentia; Sciuridae. Gene Ontology annotation, molecular function: ubiquitin binding.